AUGAACAACCCACAAGACAAUCCUAGAACUCCUCCACCACCCAUUCCCUCUAAUUCAUCUACACCUCCUCUACCUAGUACAUCUCCCAAACUCAGGCUGAAAAGGGUGAAAAUACUUGCUCGAAAAACAGUCGCGUCUGGGGCUCUCAGGAAGAAAUUAAAAAGGGUAGAACAGAGUGGCAAGAAGUCAGGGGGAAGUGGUUCUGGUGAAGCUGCUGAGGGGCUGGUUAAUCUGAGCACACAAGGAGAUGAACCUGGUUCAUCUACUGAAGAGACCCUAGCAGACCUGUUGAAAAAGGCUGGGAGUGAGAGUGAUCUCCAAAAAGAUCUAGCUGAGAGUAAGAAGAAAAAGCUGACUAAAGGAAAAGGGAAGGUUACAGAGUCCCAGAGGUUGUGGAGGUUGAGGAGAUGGAACAAGUCCAUCAUGAGGAAGUUCAACCAGUGGAGUGGAGAAGAAGUAGAAGAUGAUUCUGAUAGUGAACAAGACAAGCUUUCCACGUUUGGCAAAAGAAAGAUUUUGAAGGGUAGAUUGCUAAAAGACCUGGUGGAGCAAGGAAUGAUGAGACUGGUGGAUGCCUUAGCUGCUCAGGGGUGGAAGGACAUGGUCCUUCAGAUGGAUGAUAGGCUAGCUAGGAAUGAGAUAAUUAAGUUUAUGACAAAUGUAGAGGUUCAGGAUGGCAAGGUUAGCAGCCUGAUGAAAGGAGUUCAAGUGUCCUUUGAAGCAGAAAAACUGGGAGAAAUACUUGAUAUACCCUCUGAAGGGUUUGAUGAUUAUACAAGGCAAAGGUGGCCUUGUCUGGAUUCCCUUCCUACUGCCCUUGAAAUUACCAGGAGGUUUUGUGAUGCUGAGGAUGUGAAUGAAGCCAGGGCUGUUCAGAAAAGUGAAAUGAGGCCUCAGCACAAGGUCUUGUUUGAAUUUGUCAAUAAGUGCCUAUUUCCCAGACAGGAGAGAAGGCACAUUGCCAAUUACAUGAACCUAGUUCUUAUGGAGUGCCUGGAAAGUGGAAGGCAAAUUAAUUGGCCUGCCUUCAUCAUCAAGCUGCUAGACAGGGUCAUAAAUGGAUCCAAGGCUCAUGCUACCCCCUAUGGCUUUAUUUUGACCACGAUUAUGGAUAGGUUCAAUAUGCCUAUGAAGAAAUGGGAAAUGGCCUCAAGCAAGGAUCAUUUUGGCAUUAACACUCUGAUUGUUUGUGACUACUUAGUCAGUGCCAUCCCAAAUGAACCUGGUUCAUCCAAGAAGACUUCUAUCAAUAGCAAAGUCAGGGCUCUAGUUCAGGAAUGUGAAGCCAAGGAUGCUGAGAUAGCUAGGUUCAAGGCUCGUGUGGUAGAGGUAGAAUCUGAGAUGGAUGCUCUCGGAACUGAGCUUACCAAAGAAAAUGAGAAGAAUGAUGGAAUUCUUCAUAAUAUGUUGAAUCUUCUCCAAGCCUAA
Messenger RNA from Nicotiana tabacum (common tobacco), 1428 nucleotides. NCBI's taxonomy places the organism in Eukaryota, Viridiplantae, Streptophyta, Magnoliopsida, Solanales, Solanaceae. The record is from RefSeq and is a predicted model, not a curated record.